Messenger RNA from Alternaria arborescens, 582 nucleotides. RefSeq lists its product as hypothetical. The transcript has a single exon. NCBI's taxonomy places the organism in Eukaryota, Fungi, Ascomycota, Dothideomycetes, Pleosporales, Pleosporaceae. Bases 1 to 582 code for a protein of 193 amino acids. The record is from RefSeq and is a predicted model, not a curated record.
AUGGCCAAGUUUAGACCAGCUAUAAAUUUGGAAGAAGCAGGCGACGCAAACACGGGAGACUUUCGAAUUCCUUUGCAGCCGAAUGCUCCACAAACAGAUUCGCAGUCAGAACGGGAUUCGCCGCCGAUCAUACCGACUUCGAACCGGCCCACCCAUGCCUCUGAAAAACAGGACGAACAAAGGCAACAAGCUGAGAGAGAUCAGCAAACCGACGAGUCGCUCAGCCAUGACGAGUUUGGGCCUCGUGAAAUUCUUCAAGCAUUCGCGCAGCUUAUGCAAGCCCAAGACGCGGUGGCACAUCUUGCUAAGGGUACGUUCUGGCCAGAAUGUACACAGCUUGCGUCUUACAUAAAGGAUGUGUACGUUAGCCUCACGGGAGAUCAGCCGCAUGUAAGUUCGACGAAGGACUUCAAGUACAUACCCCUGCUUCUUGAGUUUCUUCACCGAAAUGAUGAGAAGCGCGAAGAUGUGGUACGAAGCGGUGUGCUAGAGGCACUCAGUCAACACACCAAGAAGAAUGGUGGAAAGCACCUCCAAAGAGUGAAGGACAUCAGCGGCGUGAAUCGGAAGGGAAACUUAUGA